ACGCCACCCCUCACCCACCCCUUGUUGCCCAGCGUCCACCCAUCCCCGCCACGGCCGCGGCCAGCCACAUCGGAUCGGCUGCCGGAGGGCACGAGUCCGCACGGCCGCCGAGGCAGCCGCCGGCCGCGUCUCUUUCUCGCUGCUGGGCGGGCGCGGGGAUGAGGCGGUCGUCGAGCGGGGCGCGCGUCGCGGAGGGAAGUGGCGGCGGCGUCCCCAGCGUGAGCGAGGCGGCGCUGCCGACGUACGACCCGCUGUCGGCGGCGGGACGGCGGGAGGCGGCGCGGGCGCGGGCGCUGGCGCGCGCCGUGCACUGCAUCCCCGUGGUGCUGCUCGUCUGCGCCUUCCUCCUCUGGCUCUCGGCGUCCUCCCGCACCCACCUCGAUUGAGAUUUAGUGGGAAUCUUUAGUGGAGCUGACAGCUAGAAUCUGGUUCUGUAAUACAAGUGAAGUAGCGUCUUAGUUCAAAAACAGAAGCAAAAAAAAAACAAAGAA
This is a messenger RNA of Panicum hallii, 491 nucleotides long. RefSeq lists its product as uncharacterized. The coding region runs from base 159 to 386 and encodes 75 amino acids. The transcript has 2 exons. NCBI's taxonomy places the organism in Eukaryota, Viridiplantae, Streptophyta, Magnoliopsida, Poales, Poaceae. The record is from RefSeq and is a predicted model, not a curated record.